Messenger RNA from Cyphellophora attinorum, 774 nucleotides. RefSeq names its product 1-(5-phosphoribosyl)-5-[(5-phosphoribosylamino)methylideneamino] imidazole-4-carboxamide isomerase. The transcript is spliced from 3 exons. Gene Ontology annotation, biological process: L-tryptophan biosynthetic process; L-histidine biosynthetic process. NCBI's taxonomy places the organism in Eukaryota, Fungi, Ascomycota, Eurotiomycetes, Chaetothyriales, Cyphellophoraceae. The record is from RefSeq and is a predicted model, not a curated record. Gene Ontology annotation, molecular function: 1-(5-phosphoribosyl)-5-[(5-phosphoribosylamino)methylideneamino]imidazole-4-carboxamide isomerase activity. Gene Ontology annotation, cellular component: cytoplasm. The coding region runs from base 1 to 774 and encodes 257 amino acids.
AUGACGCGCUUCCGCCCAUGCAUCGACCUGCACUCCGGUCAAGUCAAGCAGAUCGUUGGCGGCACGCUGUCCACGGUAGAGGCAGAUCUGAAGACAAAUUUCGUCUCCGAGCAUGCCGCCGCUCACUACGCCAACCUGUACCGCAAGGCCAAUCUUGAAGGCGCACAUGUGAUUCUGCUUGGACCGCGCAAUGAGAAAGCUGCCCGGGAAGCGUUGGCCGCGUGGCCGGGGAAGCUGCAGGUGGGUGGUGGGAUCAAUGAGAAGAAUGCAAAGGAAUGGAUCGAGGCGGGAGCGGAACGGGUCAUCAUAACAUCAUAUCUCUUUCCCGAAGGCAAAUUCUCUAUGGAGCGACUAGAAGCCGUGCUCACUGCCCUCGGUGGCGAUAAGGCCAAGCUGGUCAUCGACCUCAGCUGUCGAAGGAGCGGCAGUACUUGGUUCGUAGCUAUGAACAAAUGGCAGACCAUCACGGAGAUGGAGAUCACUCAAGAAACAAUCAAACUCCUCGAGCCAUUCUGCUCCGAAUUCUUGAUCCACGCAGCCGACAAUGAGGGGCUGCAACAAGGGAUCGACGUCGACCUGGUCCAACGACUUUCGGAAUGGUGCUCGAUUCCUGUGACUUACGCUGGCGGCGCUCGGACCGUAGAGGAUCUCGACCUGGUGAAGGAUCUCAGCAAAGGCCGCGUCGACUUGACGAUCGGUAGUGCUCUGGACGUCUUUGGCGGAUCUGGAGCCAAGUUCGAGGAUUGCGUUGCGUGGAACCGGAAGAACUCUUAG